UCAUAGCAAACAACAAGGAUAAAAAGGCCAAGUUUGUCAACAGCCCAGACGUGGAUGCACUGCUCUGUAAGCGGUGUCCACUGUGCUCUGACCUGAAGAUCGACACCAUCGACCAGCCAUUGCAAGCCGUUGAAGGUGAUUGGGAUAUAUGAGCAGUGUCUUACAUAAGCGACAAACCAAGAAUCAACAAACGAGUUCGCGAACGUGCACUAACUUCGCGGCGCGAAAAACACGCAAACCCCCGUAGCGAAGAGAGGCCUUGUCUCUCUCUAUUAGGCAACAAGGACAGACUGCUGGGGCAAACUCCAUCGACAACGCCGCAGUGAAACAUGCCAGAAGAGCCUAAGUUGGACAGCAGUAACGCUGACGACGUGGAAGACGUUGAGGUUGAGGACGACGAGAUCUUCAACGACAACGUUGAAGGCGCGGAACAGCAGAACGGUGAUCAGAGCAUGAAGGAUGCCGAUGAAGAGCCGUCGAUGAAGGUGCCAGAGCUGCCGGAGUUCACGAAGAAGGACAAGACCUUGCACGAGGUCUUGUCGAUGAUGGAAGACUACUACCCUAUCAUACCUGACGCAGUCACGGACUACUACCUCGAGAAGAAUGGACUCGAAUGUGACGAUAUCAGGGUCAAGAGAAUACUCGCCCUCGCCACACAGAAGUUCAUCUCCGAUAUUGCCACGGACGCCUAUGAAUACUCGCGUAUCAGGUCGCAGUCCGCCGUGUACAACUCCUCUAACCCCCAGGCCAGGAACAAGGCGCUAGUCGCUGGCGCUGCUGGUCAACAGAUGGUGAACUCCACAGCAGGAAACAGCUCAAAGAAGGUGGUGCUGACGAUGGAAGACCUGAGCAGUGCCUUGGGAGAGUAUGGGCUGAAUGUCAGUAGGCCUGACUUCUACCGCUGAAGGCGUGUUGUCUCUCUCUAAUGCUUGUUUUGUUUUGUUUACCUACAAUAAACAC
Williopsis jadinii is the source of this 960-nucleotide messenger RNA. It is a transcript of the gene TAF10, whose product is annotated as Taf10p. The record is from RefSeq and is a predicted model, not a curated record. Gene Ontology annotation, biological process: transcription initiation at RNA polymerase II promoter. The coding region runs from base 330 to 905 and encodes 191 amino acids. Gene Ontology annotation, molecular function: RNA polymerase II general transcription initiation factor activity; promoter-specific chromatin binding. Gene Ontology annotation, cellular component: nucleus; transcription factor TFIID complex; SAGA complex. The transcript has 2 exons. NCBI's taxonomy places the organism in Eukaryota, Fungi, Ascomycota, Saccharomycetes, Phaffomycetales, Wickerhamomycetaceae.